Molecule: messenger RNA, 6039 nt
Organism: Pelobates fuscus (common spadefoot toad)
Lineage: Eukaryota; Metazoa; Chordata; Amphibia; Anura; Pelobatidae
Product: formin-J-like
Exons: 12
Coding region: 420-5108 (1562 amino acids)
Source: RefSeq, a predicted model, not a curated record
GGAAAUAGGAAAAUUAGACAGGUCUAUCACUUGAUACUGAGUGAGUGAGGUCUAUCACCUGAUACUGAGUGAGUGAGGUCUAUCACCUGAUACUGAGUGAGGUCUAUCACUUGAUACUGAGUGAGUGAGGUCUAUCACGAUGGAAUUUAAUAGUAUAUUAGAAUAGAAUGAUAGAUUACUGAGAGUCCAGCAAUCUAGGAGGAUAGAGGGGGGAGUUGGAGAAGGUCAGACAGAAGAAACCUGGCUGAGGACAUGGUGAAUGGAAAGCACACAUUGAGAGAAACAGGAGUGAAAGCAGGCUGACCUUGAGAGCGGACCGUGGAGAGAACUGCCUUCCCCUCUAACCCAUAUUAACAGGUUCCAGUCCUGAUUUAGACUUUGAAGAAGACAGGGGGAUUUUUUUCAAACCCCCCUGUGAAAUGCUGAUCAAUAUGAACAUGGGAGUCAAAGAUGACAGCUUACACUCAGCGUCUCCUAUACAGUUCAACGGAUCUCCAAUGCCGGAACAUUAUGCAACUGUGGAAAUCCCAGCCCCUCCACCACCGCCUCCCCCAAACUUGAACUUGUCAGGGCCUCCUGGAAGCCCGUUUCCAACCUUUGACACAAAACGGAGGUCACGCCUACGGAACUUUAAUUGGGAGGCUAUUCCAUUGGAAAAGGUAAAAGGUCGACCCAGCCUAUGGAGUUCAGAGACCUUUCAGGGUGACCUACAAAUUGACACUAGAAGGAUGGAGGAACUUUUCGGGAAGCAGGAAAAAGAAAUACAGCAAGGAUCACCUCGUACGCGUAGAUCCCUUUCUCUUGGAGAUACCCAGAUGACCAAGGUUUUUCUGUUGGAUUCACGAAGGAGUAUGAACAUUGGCAUCUUUCUGAAACAGUUUAAAAGAUCAGCUGCCGAGAUAGUUGAAGACAUAAAGAGAGGAAACGGGGAUGCGUACAGCUCUGAGAGAUUAGGUGAAUUGUUGAAACACCUGCCAGAAAGGGAGGAGGUGAAACGUCUGAAGUCAUUUCAGGGGGAUAAGGAAAGACUGAGCGAAGCAGACAUCUUCAUGUUACUGCUUCUGGACCUUCCAAGCUACGCGUUGCGUCUGGAAGCGCUGAUUUUCAAGAAGGAUUUCCACGCAAUUGUACUCUCUCUGCUGUCUACAGCCCGAGAACUAAAGGGAGCUGCGGAAGAGCUGCUGCAAUGUACAGAACUGCACUACAUCCUCCGGCUCAUACUAAAAGCAGGAAACUUUAUGAAUGCGGGUGGAUAUGCUGGUAACGCAGCCGGCUUUCGAGUUUCAUCCCUUCUCAAACUCGCUGACACAAAGGCAAACAAACCUGGAAUGAAUUUACUGCACUUCGUUGUGAUGGAAGUCCAGAAGAAAGAGGCAAGAUAUCUCUCCUUCGCAGAUCGACUGAAACAUGUCAGCAUCUCAAGCAGAUUGUCAGAAGACGGGCUGCUGGAGGAGUUUUGCAAGCUGCAGUCCCGAGUCACUUCUAUGCGCCAGAUUCUGAGAGAUCCAGAGCAGAAAGACGUUAGACAGCAGAUGGAUGAGUUUCUAGAGUACGCCGAAGAUAAACUACGAGAGGUUCAAAAGGAAAUUGAAGUGCUGCAAAACUCUAAGCAUCUACUGAUAGAAUUUCUCUGUGAAGACGAAGAAACCUUUCACUUGGAAGAAUGCUGUAAGAUAUUUAGCUGUUUCUGCCAAAGAUUUCAGCUGGCCAUUAAAGAAAAUAAGAUCCGUGAGCUAGAAGAACAGCGACAGCAACAAUGGGAGAAGAAACGUUUAGAAAAGAGGCAUUCCAUGGCUUCCUGCAGUUCUCUGGAGCUUUUGCGUGAAGAAGAUGAGUUAGAACUCACCUUGGAGAGGAACCUACGAAAUUCACGUAAAACUGGCAGUUUCCGUCUGUGCAGAAUGCGCUCCUUGGGAUCGAGCUAUAUCUCCACUCAGAUGUCUCGCAAAAGUCAGAGUGAAAGAAUCCAGUAUUAUUGCGACCAGCAAAAUGCUGUCCAGAUGCGUGAGGUCUCUGAACGAGUGUUGAGGCAGCAGAUGGGAUAUGCAGCUUACAAGGAUUUCUACAAGUCAAAUGCUGUCAAUGUUUGUAAUGUACAUUCCAUUGAUACAAGGAAUUCUGUUACAACAAAGCAGUCUCCAACCCAAACAGAUCUUCAAAUUCCCAAUCAAUCACCAGACCAGACUAAAUUGAGGAUUUCAAGACAAUUACUUGUGCUCAAGGUGGCGGAUACCACCAGUCCGUUAUUAAGUCAGUCUUGUCCUGAUUCUCUUGGAUAUCUACAAAAUAAGUCUCAAUCUGGAACAUCAAAACAUUCUCUGUUGCAAUCUGAAACUGAAGCUUUUAGGCCGUCAAAUGCCCUCUCUGAACUUAAGUCUUCUCAAUAUUCCCUUGCCAAGUCUGAGGGAACUUCAGGUAGUACAUUGCUAAAGCAAGAUGCACCUCUGGUCCUCAACCAAACAGUAGACAAUUCAAAACUUGAAAUAACAGAACCAUUACCAGUGAAGGCUGAGCUGGGUCUCCCCCAUGACUUAAUUGACCACACUGGAAUUGAUUUUUAUAACAAAUCACUAACUCAGCCUACAGAACACAACUGUCAACUAUUAACAUCACAGUCUGCAUCAAUUAACCCCCAAGAGAUAGCAUGCCAGUCUGCAUCUGAUAGGUGCCAACAGGUAGUAUGCCAGUCUGCAUCUGAUAACCCCGAACAGAUAGUAUGCCAGUCUGGAAAUGAUAACCCGAAACAUGAACUAUGCCACGGCCAGUCUGCAACAAAUAACCCACAACAGAUAGUAUGCCAAUCUGUGUCUAGUAACUCUCAGCAGAUAAUGUGCCAGUCAAAGACAGUAUAUCAGUCUGCGAUUGAUCAUCCGAAACAGCUAGAAGCACAGAUUGAAAUUGAUAAUCAAAAACUAUUCGUAGUCCAGUUUGAAACUGAUAAUCCCAUACAGUUUGUAGAUCAGCCUGGAAUUGACAAUCAGAAACCGUUAGAAGCCCAGUUUGAAACUGAUAAUCUCAAAAUGUUAGCAGCCCAGUCUAAAACUGAUGAUCUCAAAACGUUAGUAGCCCAGUAUGACAUUGAUAAUUCCAAACAGUUCAUUGUCCAGUCUUCAGAUGAACCUCACAGACAAUACAAAACCAAUCAUGCACCUGAUAUUCCAAGUCAUUUAUCCACUCAGUCAGUAUCAAAAUUUCCCUUUCAACCAAUGAGCCAGAAAGAGACUAAACAUUUAUCACCUGAAACAGAGACUCAGAGACAUUCUGUCCAGGACAUACAGGAGUCACUCAGGCACACGCAACCUGAGCCUCAAACUAAAAAAAAUAGCCACGUGCAUUCCCAGUCUGUACUUGUUACCUCAAUAAAAUCAAAAGCACAAUCAGGACCUGAGACUCAAAAUGUUUUACUUCAGUCUCGACUAAAGAUUUAUAGACGAUCCCUGGCUAAGUCUGAAACUGACACUCCUGAUUCAUCACUCUUUAAAUCCGAACAAGACCAAUCACUAGGCCAGCCUGGUGAGGAGAUGUCCUGGACAAAAUUAGGAAAUUCUGCAAAAUGUCAAUUGCAAAAUAAUUCUGGGAUUAGGUCAACCAGACGUUUAACGUCCCAUUCUUGGUCUAAGAUUCCAAAACAUUCUGGAGAGUAUGAUGCCUCAAUACUAGAGCCUACAUAUAUGGCCAGUAACCAAAUGUCUCAGAAUCUCAAACCGAUAUUUUCCCAGCCUGAAACUGACACCACACAAUGUUUAGAUCAGUCUCGGUCUGACCAUUCAAUAUGCCAGGUGGCAAAUGAUGUAACCCCGCAGUCAUUAACCCAGGAUAUGCAAGGGUCUGACUUUGACAGACAAUCAACAGACCAGCUAGAACUUGGGACAGCCACAGAUUCCUCAGCACAGUCUCGACCUGUUCCUUCCAUAUCCUCAAUGCCCCAAACACCAAAGGAUGCUGCCUCUCAGUCAUUAAGCCAGGAUAAACAAGAGACUCAAGGACAAUCAUCAGAGCAAUUAAGACAAGAUACUAGCAAGAAAUCACUUGCCCAGUCAUAUCAGAAAACCUCCAAACAAUCACUACACCAGUCUACGACCAAAAUUUCAAGGCAAUCUAUACCAAAACCUUCACCCAAGAAUCCCAGAAAAUCUCUAGAUCAGGUUGACUCAGAGACCAGCAUUCCGUCUACAUCGGAUAUUCCCAAACAUACUCUAGCAAAACCCGGUAGUUUCAACAGUAGAAUAAAACUGACAGAGCCAGUGUCUGUCCGACACGAUAUUAAAGCAAAAGAAAUAAAUGUUCAGAUACCAACCACAGAAGACAAGUUGAGGGAAUCACAGAAUGGGACUGCACAAACAUCAAAGGUAGGGGAAGAUUUUGAAUGCAAGUCAUUAACAAAGGUUCUAAAAGAUGUAUGCACAUCCGUACAUACAGAUAGUCCUGACCCAUGCUCCAAAUGGAAGAAAGAGUUACAAAAUACGUGUGAUAGAGACGAUUGUGUGAAACGAGAAUUGAAAACAGAAAGAAAUAGUUCAAAAGCAGACUGGGAAGAUUUGGGACAAAGAAGUGGUAACAAUCCAAAGAACUCCUUACUAGGAAGAGCUGGAAGUAAUACUUGUAAAAAGUCAAAAACCAAUGAAUUUGGGUAUAGAGUAAGAAGAGUCCACUCAGACAAAGAGGUGCCUUCAGUCAGCAUACAAGGUGUGGGAAAUGACACCAAACAAAGGAUGCCCACUUUCAAACAGACACAAAAUGUGAGCCGAGACAGCAAGCUACCCCAGAAACUUUCUCAGCAUGGUGGUGGGACAUUGAAACCAUGCUCCGGCAAGAUAAUGGCGAGUGCCAAGGUACAAAAAGAGAUUCCUCAUCUAAAUACUAAUGAAUAUAGUAAAGUUUCCGAUCGUAAAUGUAGCCCGUCGGUAACUGUCGGUAAAUCUGUAGAUGGUUCAUUGCAUAACGGUGAGCCCAGUAGGGAAUCCGAUUGGCCUUCACAAGUGACAUCUAAAAAAACAAAUUCCACAGCUCGGUUGGCAAUUCGUGUUAUCAAAAAUUGCGAGUUAAGCUCCUCAUUACCCCGUGGGUCAAGGAACCUGCAUGUGGACCCUCAGAAAAUCUGGAGGUGAGAUUGAGAACUUACAGUCACUUUUCUAACUUGUGAACCUCUUUAGAACCUCACAUUAUAUUGCCACCUUCUGUACAAUCAGACAGACAUGAUCUUAGUAUGGAGACAGUUGUCAAGCAACUCUGGACAAAACCUCAAAAAGAGAAGUGCCUUUACUCUGAUACUUUUUUAUAAGCGCAGACAAGCUCGUGGGAUAGGUUCUCGAAACCUCAUUUAUUGGUUUGUUUCUGCCUGUCAACUGUGUUUUAUGCCCUUUUCUCUGAAUAUCUAGCCCUGCAGUUUGUUUUAGCACUAUUUAAAUAAAAGAUAAUAAUUAAUGUAUCCUCUGUAUAAUGAAAUGUGACCAGCUACAAUCGCGACAACGAUCAUAACUAGCUUGACAAGCGAUACAGUUUGGAUAUUAAUGGCAAAGAGGAACUGAUUGGUGUAAAGGGAAACUUGCAUUGUGUUGGUUUUAAAAACAGUCGUCUGUUCCUCUGGCUGUGACACACAAACGGUUCUGGUUUUAAAUCUAACACAAGGUACUCAAUGUUAUAACACUAUAUUUGUGUGUGUGUGUGUGUGUGUAUAUAUAUAUAUGUAUAUGUUAAUUUUUGUAUGUAUUUAAAAUCUAGCAAAUUAGCAAAAUAUAGAAUGUUAUUUAUUUAACUCAAGUUUCAAACAUGCAGACGGAGCUAGAAUUAUCCACUUUUUGACACUUUAGUGUGUUACUGGGAUAUUUUCAGGAGCACGAACGUUAACCAGUAUUGUUGCAUUUUGAUAUUUUUGUAUGCAAAAUAAAUGGCCUUUUUUUUCCAUAGGAAUGCCAUAGUUUACACUAAUGGAGAGGAGGAAUAAUACUGGCUAAAAUUUUGUAAUGCAGUUUUUUUGUAAAAAGAUUCUAAGUAUUGUCACAGAGUUUAAUUGACCAGUUGCACUGCUUAACAUGGUAA